CCGCCAUGGGCCAGAGUCAUUCGCAAUCCGACGGCGCCACGCCACCACCACCCCCGGUCAAAACGCUUGACCAGUUCCUGUACCGCUUCCGAUCUGUGCUCCCAGUCAUCUGCAUCCGCAGCGCCAGAAACAAGCUGUGGCUAGAUGCAAUUUUCGACAGAUUCGCCUCGACCCCAGCGUCGUCGCCUGAAGCAACCUGGGACCAAUCCAGCUUGCUGGCCUUCCUCCGGAUCGUCGUCCCGGAGCAGCUAUGGCGCGACGUCGACGUCGCCGCCCCAAUCCUCUACCGGUGCAUAUCCCGCAUCGGCUUGUUCCCGUAUCAUAACGUCCACCCCGAUGUAACAUGGCCAACUCUUGAAGUCAUAUCUGUAGCCCUGGUUAUCCUCUCCGGUCGCUUCGGAGAACCGACGCUCAGACUGGGUCCCGCUGACGACGAGCCCUACCAACUCGCCUGGGAUAGGUGGUUCUGUCGUUUGCUGUUCCAAUGCAUGUCGACCGACGGGGCGGUCCCCGAACCGGCGGUCAGGGGUCCCGCCGACGACGAGCACCUCCUGCAGGCCCAUAAAGUGGUUGAAUCCAGGAACAAGGUGCGGGAUUGGGACAGGCCAAAGAUCCUAAUUCGGGGUGAUCCCAUCAUAACGGUCCAAGAUCUUCCUUCGUCUCGAUCUCAGUGCGUCGACGGCGUGGUUCCGCAACACGAGUUCCAGUCACUUGUCAAACUCUUGCUCUUUUUCCAACUUAGCGCGGUUGAGUUCGAGCCGGGUGAUAUGUGCAACGAGCCCGAAAGGUUGGAUUCGGCAACCAAGAGUGUAUUUAGCGCGUUCCUGGACCCUGGUGCUGAUGAAGGAUCUGGUAUAAAGUGGGAGACAUUUGCAGCAGCAGCUCGUGAGGCUUGUCCCAAUUUCCUCAACAUGGGAUUCCACUCCUUGGGUUUAUUGUUCAUUCCCUAUGAAAGGAGCCCUCUGCUCAGCGAUGCAAACCUUCAAACUGUGGCCAAGCAGACCGAAGAAGCGUCAGCCUUGAUCCGUCAGGCCCUGUCGCCGACAGUUAAAAACCCGCCACUAAAGGGCGCCGUCUUCGACUUUGCCACCUUUGCCCAAAUCUACGCGAUCCUGCCGCUCCCCACGAACCUGCAUGAUCCAAACGCGCCGGUGACCGUGCUCCACAGCACCUCGGGCUCCGACUGCGACCUCGGUGCACUGAAGAGCCAGCUGGACCGCGAGCAGCGGCGGCGGCGCCCCAUCGUGCUCCUGGUCUCGGGCCCGUCGGCGCGCUUUGGCGCUUUCCUUCCUGGCGCCAUUGAGCUGCAGGAGGGCGGUCAUGAUGUAAAGGCGGUGGAUCAAGAUCAGCGGGGUCUGGUCUUCCAGCUCGAGCCUACGCUGCGGGUCGUCGGCGGCGUGUAUGGCCGCAGAGUCCAGGUGGAGCUGUCGGCUGUGGGAUUGCAAUUGUCCGUCUCAUCGGGGCAGGGGCAAGGGCACAUCUGCCUUGGCGAAAACGGUCGUUUUGGUAGCUUCUCCCUCUUGAGUGGCCCGGGUGGGCGCUUUGAAGACUUACAUGUGCAGUUCGAGGUCGAUGCUAUGGAUGUUGUUGGCUAUUGAUUCGUGAGGCGUCCAGAAACGGACGUCUUGCUCGCAAUGCUCCCAACCAAGCCUGUGCUUUACCAUCUCAAUAGGGUUUUCAAAAUUGCACGCCAGCUCUACUAUUAUCUGAGAUUCAGGGUUUCACUGCCUCCUGAUAAUUGUAUCAAGUCAUUUCUUGACAGCGGUAACAGAGCCAAUCAACUUGGUUGCAGGUUCAGAGCCCUGAAAUUACGAUAUUCGCUGAGAGCCGGCCGCGCGUUGUUUAGGCUGCUUAGAUUGUAAAUACACCAUGCUAUUAAUGUAGACAACAUGAAUAAGACAAAUAGGCU
Messenger RNA from Pyricularia grisea, 1909 nucleotides. RefSeq lists its product as uncharacterized. Lineage: Eukaryota; Fungi; Ascomycota; Sordariomycetes; Magnaporthales; Pyriculariaceae. The record is from RefSeq and is a predicted model, not a curated record. The transcript is spliced from 3 exons. The coding region runs from base 6 to 1598 and encodes 530 amino acids.